Messenger RNA from Penaeus indicus, 832 nucleotides. RefSeq names its product cuticle protein-like. Bases 45 to 386 code for a protein of 113 amino acids. Gene Ontology annotation, cellular component: extracellular matrix. The record is from RefSeq and is a predicted model, not a curated record. NCBI's taxonomy places the organism in Eukaryota, Metazoa, Arthropoda, Malacostraca, Decapoda, Penaeidae. The transcript is spliced from 3 exons.
AUCCUCUGCCGCCGCCAACCACGGUCCCUCAAAGACAACCGAAAAUGAAAGUCUUCAUCAUCGCUGUCGUCCUCACCGCUGUGCUCGGGGCUCCUCGGCCUCAGCAACAGCAGGCAACAGCGCCCGUUUAUCCGAUCAUCCCGUACUCGUACCAGUACGAGACCAACGACGCCGCCACCGGCAACUUCCACAACAAGGCCGAGAUCAAGACGGCCCUCGGCCACGUGUUCGGCUCGUGGUCCGUCCUCAUGCCCGACGGCUACAUCCACACCACUUCCUACAACGUCACCGGAAACAGCGGCUUCCUUCCGGUCAUCGUGAAGACGCUCCCUCAAGCCUCCGGCGCUGUGGCCUCAGCACCCGCCGCUGGAGGCUCUUCGGCCUAAAUCCAGGUUGUGUUGCCUUGCCUUGGCCUUCGUGGCCACCCGCGUCCUAAGUCAUUGCGGUUCUUGGUCUCCUUCGCUCUUGUCCGCCUCCUUCUCUGGUUCUCACGUUGGCAGUAAAUUUGCUCUGUAUUUCCCAAAUGAAGAUAAUCACCUUUUAACAGUUAAAGAAGAAAUAGAAAGAAAACAGAGAAGAGGAGAGGAGAAGGGCGAUUGACAGAGAACCACAAAUUUUCUUGUAAAUACCUCUUCCGAAAUGUCUCUGCGUUUCUUGUCAUUCUAUUAUCUUUGUUUUUUUCCUAUUCUAUUGUUUGUUGUUUCUUACUUUUGUUUAUGUUGUUUGCAAAUGAUUGAUAUCCGGAUAUGUUUUUUGUUUAUUGCAUAUGAAUAUUGUUUUGUUUUAUAAGAUUUUCCUUAUAUUUUAUACCGAAUAAAUAUUAUAUAUGAUA